AGGACUGACUAUAAUAACUGGAGAGAUUCUAAGAAAGGACGAAGUAUGUGUUUGCGUGAGGCAGAGAGAAGGGGUGGGGGUAUUUGCAUUUAUUGUAAGGGUGCAGGUAUAAAGAAGAGCACAGGGCACACCCAACUCUCUCGACUUCUAAUAACUGUGUAAUAACGGCCCUCGCAGCGCGUGGAGCUGCUGUAGCGGGUCUGUGAGGGACUUUGAGCUUCUCGCUGUGUGUGUCCAGCUCCAGCCCUCUGCUCUCCUCCCAUUGCUAUGGUCGUCCACAUGCGCGGUUGCAAUUUCAGCACCACAGACAGUUCCCUCUCCAGCUCCAGCCUCAGCACCGACGCCACCCUGCGGGACACCCCGGCGUCCCACAGCCCCGGCGGGCUGAGCCGGACUGGCCACACAGUGGUGGCAGUAUGCCUCGGCUUCAUUCUAGUCGCGGGAAUCCUCAACAACUUCCUCACUCUGCUCGUGUUCGCCAAGUUUCGCUCUCUCUGGACGCCCAUCAAUCUCAUCCUGUUGAACAUCAGCCUGAGCGACAUCCUCGUUUGCGUUUUCGGGACACCCUUCAGUUUUGCUGCGAGUCUGCACGGGAGGUGGCUCAUUGGAGAGUACGGCUGCAAGUGGUACGGGUUCGCCAACUCCCUCUUCGGGAUUGUGUCCCUGGUGUCCCUGUCUGUUCUCUCCUAUGAGCGCUACACCACUGUGCUGCGUUCCUCCCAGGUUGACAUCUCCAACUUCAGGAAGGCCUGGCUCUGUGUCGGAGGCUCCUGGCUAUACUCUCUCCUCUGGACAUUGCCACCCUUCCUGGGGUGGAGCAGUUAUGGGCCCGAGGGACCCGGGACCACAUGCUCUGUGCAGUGGCACCUCCGCUCGCCCACCAGCAUCUCUUAUGUGUUGUGUCUCUUCAUCUUCUGCCUGCUGCUGCCCCUUCUACUCAUGGUCUACUCUUAUGGCCGAAUCUUGAUUGCAAUCAGGAGGGUGGGUAAGAUCAAUCUGAUGGCAGCUCAGCGCAGAGAGCAGCACAUUCUGGUGAUGGUGCUAUCCAUGGUGUCCUGCUACAUGCUGUGCUGGAUGCCCUACGGCAUCAUGGCCCUGAUAGCUACCUUCGGUAAGCUGGGACUGGUCACUCCCAUGGCUAGUGUGGUGCCCUCAGUCCUAGCCAAGUUCAGCACUGUCAUCAACCCAGUCAUCUACAUGUUCUUCAACAACCAGUUUUAUAGGUGCUUUGUGGCCUUGAUGAAGUGCAACGGAGAACCCCAGUCUGUUCAAAGAGGGGUGCACCCAACACCCAGGACACAGCUUUCAGGCUUCUUCCCCAUUCAUAGACAAGCCUCUCUGAGCUCUGCACAACCUCAAAUCCACAGCAGCUCCAGAAACGCUGCCCUCUGCAGCCGCCACAAUGACCACCACACACUUGUUGUCCACUACACUCCAUAAAUGUUUUUUUCAUCUUUUUCAUCUGACAGACUGUGAAAGUUAAAAAAAAUAUUUGUUUGUUUUUUUUCUGAAUUAUUGUCCAGAGUCCAAAGUGCAACUAAAAGACACAACUGCCCUCUCUCAACACCUUGCCUUUGAUUUUACAUAUGAAGAUGAAUGUUACUGUCAACUAUUUAACAUUUAAAUGUAAACUCGUUGCCAUGCAGUUCAGCCUCUGCUUUAAUGCAUAUUUAAGUUGAUCAUCUGUUGAUCUUCCAUAUAUGCAUAUAACUAUGUAUAGUAUCUGUUCUGAAUGAAAGCUCUGGAAAUGCAUUAUGUUAGUUUUCUCUCUCGCAUGUACAUGCAGAUAUACUGUAAAUCAAAGAUCAAUGAAUGUCUUUCAUGGUUUACAUGAAAAUAAACUCCACCCCCUCCUAUCAGUUAGACAUACAGUAUUUAGGUGUCUUUGAUUUUGAAGCAUCAUCCUUGUCUCUCAGUUCUUUUCCUUUUCCACAAUAAACAGCCACCACAAUUACUACAACAUAGUACUGUGUAAUAUGCCACUUAAUGGACAGAAUUUAACAUAUAGAGAUCCUGGUUCAAC
Messenger RNA from Seriola aureovittata, 2023 nucleotides. It is a transcript of the gene tmtops3a, whose product is annotated as teleost multiple tissue opsin 3a. Gene Ontology annotation, biological process: visual perception; G protein-coupled receptor signaling pathway. Gene Ontology annotation, molecular function: G protein-coupled receptor activity. The record is from RefSeq and is a predicted model, not a curated record. Gene Ontology annotation, cellular component: membrane; photoreceptor outer segment. The transcript is spliced from 4 exons. NCBI's taxonomy places the organism in Eukaryota, Metazoa, Chordata, Actinopteri, Carangiformes, Carangidae. Bases 268 to 1440 code for a protein of 390 amino acids.